This is a messenger RNA of Linum trigynum, 1526 nucleotides long. NCBI's taxonomy places the organism in Eukaryota, Viridiplantae, Streptophyta, Magnoliopsida, Malpighiales, Linaceae. The record is from the annotation of a GenBank genome assembly.
CCCUAUGGGCUUGUCUAUGGGAAGGCGUGUCAUUUGCCAUUAUAGCUAGAGCACAAGGCCUUCUGGGCCUUUAAGUUGCUAAACUUGGAUUUGAGUGUUGCAGGUACUGAACGUAAGCUGCAACUGUUGGAGUUGGAGGAAUGGCGUUACCACGCCUACGAGAACACCCUGCUCUAAAAGAGCGAACCAAGCGUCUCCACGGCACUCGGUUGAAUGUCCCGAAGGAGUUUCAGGUAGGUGAUCGUGUUUUUCUCUUCAAUGCACGCCUAAAACUCUUCCCGGGCAAGCUAUGUUCGAGGUGGUCGGGACCCUUCAUGGUCACCCAAGUAUUCCCACACGGUGCGGUGGAGAUCAGCAAUGCUCAAAUUGAGCCGUUCAAAGUGAAUGGCCACCUCUUAAAGUUGUACUUGGGAGGUGAUAUCGAGCGCGCAGAGCUGCUGAUCAAGCUCGAGGACCCUUAGUUCCUCUACUGGCAUCCAGCUAAAAGACGGUAAAGAAGCGCUUGUGGGGAGGCAACCCCACCACGGUUAGCGUUUCUGCCCUUUUUCCUUUUCACUUUUGUCGGUUUUAGAGUCUUUGAGUCCGUCUAGAGUCUAUCUGGAAUGUUUUUCGUGCCUCGGGUGGUCUGUUUUUGUCAGUGGUGGUGUUUAUUUUCGAGCCGGGGCACAAAUGGUUUUGGGUGUCAGAAAGAGCAGUUUAAAAUUGUUGACAGGGGACCCUCGGCAGUGCAUUUACGGGCAAGGGGGACACAACUACGGUCGUAGUUGCUUCCCCCCUGCCCGUAAUUCAGUCAGAAGAGGGGAGAAGCCUCGGCAAUGCAUUUACGUGCAAGGGGGGCUCGAUUACGGUCAUAGUUGCUUGACAGUAAUUCAGCCCCUAAUUCGACCUGACACUUAAAUCACUGAUAGCGUCGUAUUUGCACAUGUUUUCACUCUUGUUUCCUGACCAGUUUAGCUCGAACUUGUGGUUUCUUGGCCUAUUUUACGCUAGGUUGUGUUGUUUUGUCGUAUUUCAGGUCCUAGCAAGUAAAGGGAUGCAUAGGCGCAAGUUUCGGGUCAUUUGGAGGUCACUUGGCGAUUCAAGAUGCAAAUUACGGGCAUCCCCUGCACAAUUACGAGCGUAAUUGCUUCUGUCCUGACCGUAAAUGCAAUGCCGAGCCAAAUCCCUAAGAAUGUCUAUCGCAGAGCAAAUUACUGGCAAUAGUGGACUCAUUUACAGUCGUAAUUUCAUAAUUACUGGCAGUAAACUGAAAAAAAUGACGACCGUAAUUCCCUUCCUUAGAGUUAAUCGAAACGCGCGUUUUGGGCGAAAUACGGGCAUACCAUGUUUACGACUGUAUUUCAGCCCGUAUUUCGCCCAGAAUCGGGGUUUUGAGGUAGAUUCGAGCCAAAGGAGUAGGGGUGUUCAAAUGGUUACCAUGGUUAUUACCAAAUCAAAUAAGACUAAAUUUCAUUAACCAUGGAAUACAAUAUCAUAACCAAACCGUCUAAACUAAUACAACAACCAAAUAAACCAAAUUAAAGUUU